Cryptomeria japonica (Japanese cedar) is the source of this 1038-nucleotide messenger RNA. RefSeq names its product replication protein A 70 kDa DNA-binding subunit A-like. Gene Ontology annotation, cellular component: DNA replication factor A complex; nucleus. The coding region runs from base 1 to 1038 and encodes 345 amino acids. The record is from RefSeq and is a predicted model, not a curated record. The transcript has 2 exons. Gene Ontology annotation, biological process: telomere maintenance via telomerase; meiotic cell cycle; nucleotide-excision repair. Lineage: Eukaryota; Viridiplantae; Streptophyta; Pinopsida; Cupressales; Cupressaceae. Gene Ontology annotation, molecular function: damaged DNA binding; single-stranded telomeric DNA binding.
AUGAAGACAGUUCAAGAUUUGUGUACUCAUAAGCAAAAGAAAAAGAUGGAUCCCAAGAUUGUUAAAGUCAUUGGACAACUUGUUGAUGUUAUGCUUAGGAACCUAACAGUUCCUAAGUAUGUUGAUCCAGGAACUCCUAUGAUAAAGGUACGCAUUGGUAAUGUUGUUAUUCCUAAUACACUCAUUGAUAUGGGAGUUAUAAUUAAGGUUAUGACAAUCGAAAGAAAGGAAAAAUUAUCAAUUAAAGGACUUAGACCCACUCCUACAGUUCUCCAAAUGGCAGACUGUUCUGUGGUCAAACCUAAAGAAAUCAAUCCUACCAACAAUCCAUAUGACUUCCCAAUUGUUGGAAGAAAUGAAGCUUCCAAAAGAAUUAUUCCUAUUGCGGCAUUAAAUUCGUACAAAACUAGAUGGACAAUAAAGGCAAGAGACACUAAAAAGGGUCAACUUCAUCAUUUUAACAAUGCAAGAGAAGAUGGAAAAGUUUUUAGUUUUGACUUGGUUGAUUUUGAUGGUGAUGAAAUAAGAGUAACAUGUUUUAAUGUUAUUGCAAAAGAGUUUUAUGAUCGUAUAGACAUUGGGAGAGUGUUUAUAACCUCAAAAGAGAGACUUAAACCUACACAAAAUAAUUUCAACCAUUUAAAUAAUGAAUGGGAAUUUAUUUUAGAAAGUAAUUCUGAAGUUGAGUUUUGUUUAGAGGACAAUAGCUUAAUACCAGAACAAAUAUUUCAUCUUACAAGAAUAAGUGAAAUUGAGAACAUGAAAAGCAUUUCUAUGGUUGACAUUAUUGGUGUUGUUUUAUCAAUUGAUCCACCAAACAUAAUAUUCAAAAGGGAUGCCACAAGGAUUAAGAAAAUAAAUAUUCAACUAAAAGACAUGUCAACUUGUAUGGUGGAGUUAACAAUGUGGGGUGGUUUCUGCAAUAAGGAAGGCCAAAAACUCCAAGAAAUGUGCAAUUUAGGAACUUUCCCCAUUCUUGCUAUAGAGGCUGCACAAAUAGUGAUUUUGGUGGAAAAUUUGUUGGAACAAUUACCAUGA